Molecule: messenger RNA, 1336 nt
Organism: Coccomyxa subellipsoidea C-169
Lineage: Eukaryota; Viridiplantae; Chlorophyta; Trebouxiophyceae; Coccomyxaceae
Exons: 7
Coding region: 254-1336 (360 amino acids)
Source: RefSeq, a predicted model, not a curated record
AUUUGUGAGACUGGAAGCAUGUUCUUCAUGCUUGAUAUCGAAUGAUGAAGACACAUGUCUGACGAAGGGGCUUUUGCAACUUGAGGAAAGUCCAAAAAAUGGGAUCUGUGCAGGAUUAUUCUAGUGUCCCAUGUCAAAGUCUGCAUGGGUGAUGUUUGGCUAGAUGAUCUGGAUAUCACUGAAAAGAUUACACAUCACUGAAGAGUUUUCAGAUGGUAAUUUGGCCACCAUCCGGAGAGCAUGCCCCAUCUAGAUGCUAAAGAGCUUGGCUGGGGCUUGCUCUGCUCCUCAGCAAGGAUUUCUGGGCGUAUGCCUCUUGAUAAUUGAGCUACCGAAAGGAGACUCACGAUCAGCAAACCGUCUGCAGCGCCUCACGGUCACUUGCGCCAAGAAGCCCGCGAAAAAGACUGCAGCCAAGGGAGAACCUUCACAGGGUGGGAACCAGGCUGCACCACCGCCACCAAGGAUCAUCGACACCUCGCAUCUGUCCCUCAAGCAGCAGAAGCGCUUCAUCGAGGAGAGGAAGAGGUUUGAGCAGUCGCCGCAGAGGCAGAAGGCGCUAGGCAAGACCCAGCGCUGGCGGAAGCCAAAGAUAGAAGCAGAUGAGCGCGCCGCAGAGGAGGAGCGGCAGCGCCAGGCCGCGCGCGCUCUCAAGGCAGAGCAAGAAAGGAAGCGGAAAGUGCGGCGGUCACUCAUCGACAUGCUGCAGCCCAAAGCGGUGGACAAGCAGCCACCAGUGCUGCUAGUGGACGGCUACAAUGUGCUAUUGAAGAGGGCGGAUAUGGAGGCGGAGCAGUACUGGGAAGCACAGACGCUGGCCGACGCGCGGGAGCGACUCGUGAAUGACACGCGUGACUACGCGUUAGUCACCGGCUGCCGCGCCGUCGUCGUGUUCGAUGCCUUCAACAACCCCGAGACCCUCAUCACCACUCGGGAGAUGGUAGCGGGGGUGGAGGUGGUGUAUCCUAAGGGCUCAGACGCUGACAUGUAUAUUAUGGCAGAGGCGAAGCUGGCCAGGACGGAAGGAGCGCCGCGCGUCGUCGUGGUCAGCAAUGACCGGGAGAUCAGCGCUGCUCUGGACUAUGUCAAUGGCAUGGGCUGGAUGCAGUCUGAGAUGUACCUACAGGAAAUGGAGCGGGUGAGCCGAGAAGCAGAUCGCGCACAGAGGGAGGCCGAGGAGGAUCAGAUUGUGGAGCUGCUGAGGCAGGGGGGCACGAUCGCGCAGGGGGCGCUGAAAAACCGCGCCACUCUGGACAGCCUGACGGCGCUGCGGCGCAAGCUCGAGAACGGCCGCGGCGGCGGCCGCAAGCAGGUCUUCAGGCUCGAGCGGUGGUGA